AUGGAAACGACCUUUGAAUCAAUGAGAUGCCCUGAUGAACAUAAGGUGGCGUGUGCGACGUAUGUGUUACAAAAAGAUGCAGAAGUGUGGUGGUCGGAUAAUAAACAGAGCAUCAACUCGGGUGAGGGGAUUACAACGUGGGAAAACUUUAAGGAAGCCUUUCUGAAAUAUUAUUAUCCAAAGGAAACCCGUAUAAAGAAACAACAAGAGUUUAACCACUUAACCCAAGGUGAUCGCAAGGUGGAUCAGUAUGAUCAAGAAUUCAUGAGAUUAAGAAGGUUUGCACUGUCAUUAGCUGAUACUGAAGAGAAACAGAUGUUGGGAUUAAACCCGAAGAGCCACCGCAUGUUGGAGGCCUUUAACCCAAAAACCUAUGAAAAGGCCUUAAGGACGGCCAAGGCCCUAGAGGAACCCUCAGAGGAGAAAAAAACGGAGCCAACGGUUGUCACAGGGAGGAAACGCCCUGUCGAGGUCGAAACCACAGAUUCCAACCACCGCUCCAGAGACCUCGAUAUCCGAGUCAUGUGGCCAGAACUUGCCCUACAAGGAGCUCGGGAAAUCCAAGGGAACCCCUUAGAGGAUCGGUCAUUCGAGAGCCCACCAUACAAACCGGCCCACAGACCAGGGCAUAUGCAACGACCAGUAAAGAGGUGGGAACGUCUAGCACCGUGGGGGACAUGUACGCUUUCUAUACUAGGACACUUUGCGUUGACAUUGUUUGAUUCUGGUUCUACCCAUUCGUUUGUUUCUUUACCAUUUGUUAAACAAGCAGGGUUCGUAGUAGAACCCUUAAUACAUAUAUUGUCGGUUGGUACCCCAGCAGGGGUAGACUUAGUUACGAAAAAUAGAGUAAAAGACGGACAAAUGGUAAUAGCUGGACAAACCAUCCAAGACUUAAAAGUAGUGGAUAUGACGAAUUUUGACGUCAUACUAGGAAUGGACUGGCUAGCCGAAAACUUUGCUGGAACUAGGAACGGGACCCAUCUCUAA
Cucurbita maxima (winter squash) is the source of this 990-nucleotide messenger RNA. RefSeq lists its product as uncharacterized. NCBI's taxonomy places the organism in Eukaryota, Viridiplantae, Streptophyta, Magnoliopsida, Cucurbitales, Cucurbitaceae. Bases 1 to 990 code for a protein of 329 amino acids. The record is from RefSeq and is a predicted model, not a curated record. The transcript is spliced from 2 exons.